AUGGCAGGCGGCGGCGCCGCGUCCCCGCCGGGCCCCCCCCGGCCUUGGAGCCGCCUCCACGCCACGCCCGCGCGGUGCACCCGGGACCACGGGUGAGUGCCCGGUGUGUGCCCCCCCGCUACCGCCCCCCCCGGCCCCGGUGCGGCGGCUGAGCCCCUGUCCCCGUGCAGGGCCCCCCGGCAGCCGCAGCGGCCCCCGGAGCCCUCCCCGCGGUGCUGGGUGAGCCCCAAGAAGGAGUCGGUGCACAGCAUCCAGGGGGGCAUCGAGUGCCCGCACAGCGCGGCCACCAACAGCGGCUACUCGCGCAAGGCGGACGGCGACUUCUUCUCCCCGUAGCGGCCCCCCCGCAAUGAAGGCCCGAGCGGCGCGGUGCCGGCGGGCGGAUCAGAAUCGCGGCGCGCUCAGGGGCCGGC
Molecule: messenger RNA, 413 nt
Organism: Cygnus atratus (black swan)
Lineage: Eukaryota; Metazoa; Chordata; Aves; Anseriformes; Anatidae
Gene: CFAP276
Product: cilia and flagella associated protein 276
Exons: 2
Source: RefSeq, a predicted model, not a curated record